Messenger RNA from Knipowitschia caucasica, 2031 nucleotides. The record is from the annotation of a GenBank genome assembly. Lineage: Eukaryota; Metazoa; Chordata; Actinopteri; Gobiiformes; Gobiidae.
AUGCUCCCAAUCAAUGAGUACUUCUCUAAUAGACCCACGUCGACUAUAAGAAAAGAAUCAUGGGUGAACCACAGCAGACCACAUCAAGCUCGGGAGACGCUGAGGGUCAUGAUGGAGGUCCAGAAGAGACAGAGGCUAGAAACAGCUGAGCGCUUUCAGAAGCACCUGGAGAGAGUUGUGGAGAUGAUCCAGGGCUGCCUUGCCUCGCUGCCUGACGACUUACCACAAAUUGAUGGAUCAGAAAACACUGGGGAUACUCGACACAACUUGAUGCACUUGAAUUUCUAUGUAUUCUACUCACACCCGUGGAGCAACCGAUUCUGGACAGCUAUCAGCAUGGAUCUGCUCGAAUGCCCGCUCUGCUGUUUCCUGAUGUGCGAGCCGGUCACUGUGCCUUGUGGUCACACGUUUUGCCGGAGAUGCAUCAGUUAUCUCCCGUCCAAAUGCCCCAAGUGCGAGGAGACUCUGAAACCGAGAGACGUGAACGCGACGAAAAACAACGUGCUGCUGAUCAGUGCGGUGGAAAAGUGUUGUCCCAAAGAGGUGAAGACCAGACACCGCAUCCAGGAGAAGAUGAAAGCUGGUCACUUCAUGGAGGCUUUACGCAUCAUCGAUGACGGCCUCGACUUGGUCCCAGAAGACCCCAGUCUUAAGUUGUACAGAGCUGAAGCCAACGUGGGCCUUUUACAACUACCAGAAGCACUGCACGACCUCGACUACCUUAGCGGCCUCCGACCCCACUGGACUGAGGGGCAGUUUUGUAAAGGGAAUGUACUGCUGGAAAUGGGUCGACAGACACAAGCGCUUUUCCACUUUCACCGAUGCCUAAAAAUCCAAGCCGACUUCCUCCCUGCAAAGAGCCAGAUAAAAAAGAUCCUGGAGGCCGAGGGUGUGUUGGUGCCGGAGGAGAUGCCCGCUUUCCUGCAGGUCGUGUCUGAGUUUUUGAAAGAGCCGUUUUCCCUCAGCAGUAUGGAGCUGUCCGUCCACGAGCCCCCAAGAGGUGCGGAGGGCGAGGACGGGUCAUAUCCUCUGCAGGUGGACGAGGAUGUUGGGGAGGCCAGCGUCACCGCGAGCCCAGCUGCAGCAGACGAAGAGCAGAUGAGAGGGAUCGAGCCGUGCACAGCCAAAUGCAGCGCGAGCCGAGAAAACACCCUGAGCCUCCUCGAUGUCGGCGAUGUUGAGUGCCCACUCUGCAUCAGGUUGUUCUUUGAGCCCGUCACGACACCUUGUGGUCACACCUUCUGUAAAAACUGCCUGGAAAGAAGUUUGGACCACAACCUUCGCUGCCCGCUUUGCAAGCAGCCACUGCAGGAGUAUUUCAGAAGCAGGAAGUUCAAUGUGACAGCUGUGCUCCAGGACAUGUUGACACUCUUGUUCCCAUCCCAACUGGCAGAAAGGAAAGAAAUCCACAACCUAGGGAUGGCCGAGCUCUCAAACCUGACUAAGGACAUCCCGAUCUUUGUGUGCACGGUGGCGUACCCGGGGAUUGCCUGCCCCUUGCACAUCUUCGAGCCACGCUAUCGGCUCAUGAUGCGCCGCUGCAUAGAGACGGGAACAAAGAAGUUUGGCAUGUGCUCCUACCAGCAAGACACAGGGUUUUCUGAAUAUGGAUGCAUGCUGGAAAUUCUUCGUUCUGAGAUAUUACCUGACGGACGCUCAUAUGUGGAAACAAUGGGAGGAAAGCGGUUCAAAGUGUUGAGAAGAAGUCAAAGAGACGGAUACCACACUGCAGAUAUUGAGUACAUUGAAGACACAAAGGUUGAAGCGAGUGGUGAGCUAGAGCUGCUGCAGAGGAUGCAUGAUCAUACUUACACGCAGGCACAGAACUGGUGCGAGCGGCUGAGCCCACAGCUCCGAGCUCAGGUCAUCCGACAGUACGGGGAACUGCCCCAAAAGGAGGACGACAUUCAGGCUUCUCCCGAUGGUCCCAAGUGGUGCUGGUGGGUGCUGUCCGUCCUCCAGUUGGACCCUGCCUAUCAGACCACGACUCCCACUCACACAUCUAAACGGCACAAGCGGAUGGAGCCAUGA